Labrus bergylta (ballan wrasse) is the source of this 2482-nucleotide messenger RNA. RefSeq names its product lectin, mannose-binding 2 (gene lman2). Gene Ontology annotation, cellular component: endoplasmic reticulum-Golgi intermediate compartment; Golgi membrane; COPII-coated ER to Golgi transport vesicle. Gene Ontology annotation, molecular function: D-mannose binding. The record is from RefSeq and is a predicted model, not a curated record. Lineage: Eukaryota; Metazoa; Chordata; Actinopteri; Labriformes; Labridae. Gene Ontology annotation, biological process: endoplasmic reticulum to Golgi vesicle-mediated transport.
AUGAAGUGUGGCUGUGAUAGUCUGCGUCUGUCUGGUUUCCACCCGGGCGGUAAUGUCAGACGGACCGGCUCGAUAUAUGGAGUUUCGAGAAACAUUUUGGAUACGAGAGUUACUCUCCGAAGCUUUUUGAACAAAAUGGGGAACUUUAGAGUAUUUCUGAGAGCAGCACUGGUCUUCCUGAUAUUCGGGGUGUGUUUUGUGAGCUGUGAUAUAACAGACGGUAACGUGGAACAUCUAAAGAGAGAGCACUCGUUGAUGAAACCUUACCAAGGUGUUGGCAGCGGACAUAGCAGUCAGUGGGACUUCUGGGGAAACACGUUGGUGACCAGCUCGUACGUCAGACUCACACCAGAUGAGAGAAGCAAACAGGGAUCCAUCUGGAACACUGUGCCGUGUCACCUGAAAGACUGGGAGAUGCAUGUGCAGUUUAAGAUUCACGGGUCAGGCAAGAAGAAUCUCCAUGGCGACGGCAUCGCUCUCUGGUACACAAAGGACAGGCUGCAUCCAGGCCCUGUGUUUGGAAACCAAGAUCAGUUUCUUGGGCUGGCUAUUUUUUUGGAUACCUUCCGCAAUGAUCUCCAUGGGAUGGAUCGGUCCUUCCCGUUUAUUUCAGCCAUGGUGAACAACGGUUCAGUGAACUACGACCACGGCAAAGAUGGCCGAUCGUCGGAGCUGGGAGGCUGCUCCGCUGAGAUCAGGAACAGAGAUCAUGACACGUACCUCGCCAUCCGCUACUCCAGAGAGAGACUCACGGUGAUGAUUGAUGUGGAAGACAAGAAUGAGUGGAAAGAGUGCAUCGACAUCGGGGGGGUUCGUCUUCCUACCGGAUAUUUCUUUGGGGCCUCGGCAGCUACGGGAGAUCUGUCCGAUAACCAUGACAUCAUCUCCAUGAAGCUCUACCAGCUGAUGGUCGAACACAGCCCUGAGGAGGAGAAUCAGGACUGGACAAAGAUCGAGCCCAGCGUCAGCCUCCUCAAGUCCCCUAAAGACAACAUUGACGAUCACGGAAACUUCCGAGGCACGCCCCUCACCGGCUGGAAGGUGUUCCUGCUCCUGCUCUGCGCCCUGCUGGGAAUCGUCGUGUGCGCCGUGGUCGGAGCUGUAGUUUUCCAGAAGAGGCAGGAGAGGAACAAGAGGUUUUACUGAGGAAGAAAAGACGGAGAACCUUGUCAGGGAGAUGUUUGUUUGUGGAAUGAACUGUUUCCAGAUGACAGAUAGAGCACAUUCAAUGUGAAUUUUUUUUCUAAAAGAUUGUACAAAUGUUUAUAUCUUUGAAGCACUGCGUUGGGAAUGGACGAUGGUAACUUGAGAUGUGGGUUAAAAGAUGGCGGACAAGAGGUUACCAUAAUGAGUGACCCUGAUCUAUGCUGUUUUUUGUUUUUGGUUUUCAUGUGUCCAUUGAUGGCAGCGUGAGAAUAAACCUGCUGCUGUUAAAGCGCUUUGAUCUCCACCUUUAACUCUGUUUAGAAAUAUGCUAAAUCGUCAAACAGAUGUCUCCAGCCCGUUUCUGCUUUUCUCUCUUCUGCAGAUAUGAUGCUAAAAAAAAAAAUCGGCGUACUUUGGCAUCCAGUGGUCAUUUUGAUUUUGAUUUUUGUCUUCCAGACUUUUUACCCUAUUUUUUAUGGAAUAAGAAAGUUACAAAAAUGUCAGACAAAAAAAAAACAUAAUGAAGAAAACAUGUUAAACAUUAGAAGAGUAGAAAAUCAAAUGGGUAACCCAUGGGACAUGUUGUAUUUGUUGAUCUUUCUUUGUUACUUUUUCUAUUCUCUAACUUUAAAGAAGAAACCUUUGCUGUUUGUUACUUUUGAUCAUUCAGACAGUUUAACUUGUUAGCAAGGAUAAAAUCAUGCUCUCCAUGUAAUCAUUCAUAAAGGAGCAGAACACAGUGACUAGGGGGAUAAAUUAUAUAAAUGUGUUGUCAGGACCCUCGACUGUCAGACAACAGGAGUGAAAGUUUUUUUGUUUUUUUUUCAGUGUUGGGGUUUUAAACACUUCACAUCCUCAGUCCUAAAGGCAGAGAUGUUUGAUGUUUUUCCUUUCUGUCUGUUUGUUUCCCUGCAGCAUCGGGGUGAUUAAUCCAGAAUAUGCCUUAGUUAUGAAUUGUUUGUGUUUUAUGUUUAAUAAUGAUUCAUCAUGACAGACCCUCUGUCAUUCAAUGAAGUAUUAUGAGAAUCACUGACUGAUUCAAGUGUGAUUAAUAAAAGCAGCUCUUUCAAAGAACACAGACAAGGAACUAAUAAACCUUAAAGUCCACUUAACACCUUCAAACCAGCUUUUUCAUUUCUCUGAAGAUCAUAUUGCUCUUCUUUUGGUUUUCUUCCAGUCCCCCUGCUCCCCAUAUCUCGGGUAAAUCUUGAAUCUUUUUUUUUUUUCCUGCUCCCUUGAAGCUGUGCUGUAUUAGUUUCUGCCACAUCUGAUUUGUGAUGAGACUCGACACAACUUGAAACCACUCUACAGAAAUAAAGUAAUACAAUUAAAACUG